Messenger RNA from Macaca mulatta (Rhesus monkey), 702 nucleotides. The record is from RefSeq and is a predicted model, not a curated record. NCBI's taxonomy places the organism in Eukaryota, Metazoa, Chordata, Mammalia, Primates, Cercopithecidae.
CUGGCAUCUCUCUUCAUGUUGCUAGGCUCUUGGUGAAUUUGUCCUGGUGGAAAAAGAUGUCAAGAUUAAGAAGAAAGGAAAGAUUUACAGCCUGAAUGAGGGCUACGCCAAGUAUUUUGAUGCAGCCACCACUGAAUAUGUGCAGAAAAAGAAAUUCCCUGAGGAUGGCAGUGCUCCCUAUGGGGCCAGGUACGUGGGCUCCAUGGUGGCUGACGUGCACCGCACCCUGGUCUAUGGAGGAAUCUUCCUGUACCCAGCCAACCAGAAGAGCCCUAAGGGCAAGCUCCGGCUCCUGUAUGAAUGCAAUCCCGUGGCCUACAUCAUUGAGCAGGCAGGAGGCUUGGCAACCACGGGGACCCAGCCUGUACUGGACGUGAAACCCGAGGCAAUUCACCAGCGAGUCCCCCUCAUUCUGGGGUCCCCAGAGGAUGUGCAGGAAUAUCUCACCUGUGUGCAGAAAAAUCAGGCAGGCAGCUAGUGAGCUUCACCCCACAUGCCCUCUUCUCUUUGUCUUGUACCUUGUCUAAGGUCCCUAAAUGGAUGAUAAACAGAGAUGGUAGCGAUGAGUAUACAAAAGGUAAAUCCACUUAAUCACAUACAGAAGAGCAACAACAAACUGCUUGUGACAGGUUUGGAAGCCACAGGCGAUUCUGUGGUCAAUGUGAAGGACUAGAAAUAAAAACCCACACGUGGAAAGAGCGA